This is a messenger RNA of Vitis vinifera (wine grape), 1700 nucleotides long. Its product is annotated as 3beta,22alpha-dihydroxysteroid 3-dehydrogenase. Gene Ontology annotation, molecular function: iron ion binding; oxidoreductase activity, acting on paired donors, with incorporation or reduction of molecular oxygen; heme binding. Gene Ontology annotation, biological process: brassinosteroid biosynthetic process; sterol metabolic process; brassinosteroid homeostasis. The record is from RefSeq and is a predicted model, not a curated record. Bases 121 to 1572 code for a protein of 483 amino acids. NCBI's taxonomy places the organism in Eukaryota, Viridiplantae, Streptophyta, Magnoliopsida, Vitales, Vitaceae. The transcript is spliced from 8 exons.
UAAAAACACCCCUCCAAUCCUCCAUUAAUGCCCUCUUCUUAAAAACACCCCUCCACACCUCCAAACCUCCAAACCUUUUACCCCUUCCUCUAUAUCUCAAUCUUUAAUCUUCUCUCCGCGAUGGACUGGUCUCUGGCCGUUACCAUCGGUGCGGCUCUCCUCGCCAUCUUCUUCUUGUUCCUGCGCCUCACUCGCCCCAGGGGCCACCGCCUGCCUCCGGGCAACCUGGGGCUCCCCCUGGUGGGCGAGACUCUGCAGCUCAUCUCCGCCUACAAGUCGGCCAACCCUGAACCCUUCAUCGACGAGAGGGUGACUCGGUACGGGCCCUUGUUCACCACCCAUGUGUUCGGCGAGCCCACGGUGUUCUCGGCGGACCCGGAGACGAAUCGGUACAUAUUGCAGAACGAGGGGAAGCUGUUCGAGUGCAGCUACCCUGGCUCCAUCUCCAACUUGCUUGGAAGGCAUUCCCUGUUGUUAAUGAAGGGUAAUCUCCACAAAAAAAUGCAUUCCCUCACCAUGAGUUUCGGUAAUUCUUCCAUCAUCAAGGACCACUUGCUGCUCGACAUCGACCGCUUGAUCCGCUUCAACAUGGACUCAUGGACCAGCCGGAUCUUACUUAUGGAAGAGGCCAAGAAGAUAACAUUCGAUUUGACAGUGAAGCAGCUGAUGAGCUUUGAUCCAGGGGAGUGGACUGAGUCUCUGAGAAAAGAAUAUGUGCUUGUGAUUGAAGGCUUCUUUACCGUCCCUUUCCCUCUCUUCUCCGCCACCUACCGCAGAGCCAUCCAAGCAAGGACGAAGGUAGCAGAGGCACUGAACUUGGUAGUGAGGGAAAGGAGGAAAGCCAAGGAAGAAGGAGAAGAGGAGAAGAAGAACGACAUGCUGGCCGCCCUCCUCGACAGCGGCGAUAACUUCUCCGACGAGCAGAUCGUGGAUUUCAUCCUGGCCCUGCUGGUGGCUGGCUACGAGACCACCUCCACCAUCAUGACCCUCGCGAUCAAGUUCCUCACAGAGACCCCUCUCGCCUUGGCUCAGCUCAGGGAGGAGCAUGACGAGAUUAGGGCAAGGAUAAGUGACCCUAAUGUUCUGGAAUGGAGUGAUUAUAAAUCCAUGCCUUUCACUCAAUGUGUUGUGAAUGAGACUUUGAGGGUGGCAAACAUAAUAGGUGGGAUUUUCAGGCGAGUAACCACUGACAUCCAUGUCAAAGGUUACACAAUUCCUAAGGGAUGGAAGGUGUUUGCAUCAUUUCGAGCUGUACACCUGGACCAUGAAUACUUCAAGGAUGCUCGUACUUUUAAUCCCUGGAGAUGGCAGAAUAAUUCUGGACCCACGGUUCCAGGGAGUGGUGUGAAUGUGUUCACACCAUUUGGAGGAGGGCCGCGCCUGUGCCCUGGCUAUGAGCUUGCAAGGGUGGUGCUCUCGGUUUUCCUUCACCGCAUGGUCACUCGAUACAGCUGGGCUCCUGCAGAGGAGGAUAAGUUGGUGUUCUUUCCAACCACUAGGACUCAGAAGCGAUACCCCAUCAAUGUGGAGAGGCGAAAAGUGUCAUCCGCCGCAGAAAAAGGUGAGGGAUGAGAGGGAUAAAAAAGAGGGAAGCAGAGAAGGUAGGAAAGAUGUAGCUUCAAUGUGGAUGGAAUAAACUCAUUAUAAAUAAAUAAGUUGAGAGCACAUGGAAUAAUAAUAUAUUGGUUUAUUUAUUCAAA